This is a messenger RNA of Ustilago hordei, 2325 nucleotides long. RefSeq lists its product as uncharacterized. The coding region runs from base 1 to 2325 and encodes 774 amino acids. Gene Ontology annotation, molecular function: protein dimerization activity; DNA-binding transcription factor activity, RNA polymerase II-specific; RNA polymerase II cis-regulatory region sequence-specific DNA binding. NCBI's taxonomy places the organism in Eukaryota, Fungi, Basidiomycota, Ustilaginomycetes, Ustilaginales, Ustilaginaceae. Gene Ontology annotation, biological process: regulation of transcription by RNA polymerase II. The record is from RefSeq and is a predicted model, not a curated record. The transcript has a single exon.
AUGUCCUUUGCCACCCCACAGCCGCCAUCGGCGUCGUCCGAUUCGGGCUCAUCAGCAUCGCUCACACCCACCGCCAAUGGCUAUAGUGGUAGCAUGAGCUUUGCAGAUCCAUCUUCGUCAUCAGCAUCCACUUCAGCACCAGCAUCCGGCUCCCUCUUCAGUUCAGAAGAGUCCAAGUUCAUCACCGAGUCGCUCUCCUCCGCUGAAUCCUUCGACCCGUUCACCAUCGGUGCACCCGGCUUCAAGGUUCCCUCGCUGCUGCCGCCGAACAUUGCAUCCACACAUGACCACCUCGCAGGUCCAUCCACCUCGUCAGCUGGCAUGAUGUCUGAUCCAACCGCAAGUCCCGACAUGCGUCCUCGCACCCUCUCCGGUCAGCAACCACUCCACCUCGCCUACUCCACUGCCUCCUCCCAGUCAGACGCAUACAGCAACCAAACAGCAGCACAAAGACUCAACAGCUUCAACCUCUACGGACGUCAACCCUCUGGCGCUACUCCACCCACAUCCGGCCCUAGCAAUCCAUCCUACCUCAGCCAUCUUCAAGAAAACUCUGCCUUUGCGCAUCCAGCGGGUCGACACGCUUCGUUUUCCGGUCCUGCACCUGGACCGAUGUCCCCAGCAGCUGCGGCAGGUUAUGGUAAGAACAAAGCAUGGCAAAUGGAACAGCUUUCUUUCUUGGAAGCACAGGCGAGUAGAGGUCAGCAGCAACAACAGUUUCCGCAAGGGGUGGGGAUGGGUGGUGAUCCGAAUCGAAGAUCUAGUACCUCGAUGAUCGGGUAUAAUGGACCGUAUGAUAAUAUUUUGAUUCAGACUCCGGCGCGUCUUCAGCAGCAGCAACAGCAACAGAUGCAUCAGCAGCAACAACAGCAUCAAAGACCACCGUUCUAUCCUGGUGUGACCGACGAGCAACAUGCUGGUCUGGCGAUGUUGGGUGCUCAGUUCCCUAGCAGUCACAAUUUUGGGUCGAUGCAACAACAAGGUUCGCUGCACGGGUAUCAACAGCAGCAAGGAGGAGGAUUCUCAGCGCAAGCUCUUGCCAUGUUGAAUGGAGAUGCGGGGUUAGGCGUCGCCUAUUCCUUCGUCGGAGGAGAUGAUGGGCAAGGAGGAAACUCAACACCAAAAGGCACAUCGCGGACACCAACAGGUAACACAGAUCCGAAAGCUUCUCGCCGUGCCUCCGCCGCUUGGCCCACCACCACCACUGCCUCAGCCUCACCCUCAGCAACCGCCCUCAAACGCACCUCUACAGGAGCACCCAAAACCGCUCCCACCCAGUCCUCAUCCCUCCACACCGGCCCCUCCGGCGCCGUCAUCCGCGCAUUAGCAGACCUAGCAAGCCUCGACCUCGACCUUGCUACAGCACUACACCGACUCCCAGCCAACCUGCAUCCAUACUUCACUCCUACGCGGAUGGAAAAGCGUACGCAACCGCAUCUGGAGAUGUUGCGGCAGCAGCAUAUCGAAGAUGGCCUAAUCGAUGCGAGGACUGGGUUGGAGAUCAAGCCUGAACUCACAGAGGAAGAUCUCAAACGGGAGGCGGAGGAGGCGGAAAAAGAAAAGAAAGGGCAGCAUACUUUGUUGACUACAGAGGAGAAGAAAGCGAAUCAUAUCGCAUCGGAGCAAAAGAGAAGGGCUAAUAUUAGGAAAGGGUAUGAGAUGUUGUGCGAUAUUGUCCCUUCUCUUCGGGAGGCGUUAGAAAGGGAGGCUAGUAGUAAGGGUAAACGGGAUGGCAGCAUCGAUGAAUCCGGCUCUGGUGCAGAAUCAGGUGAUGAACAGGGAAAGAAAUCAAAAUCGCCCUCCAAGAAGAAAAAAUCCACAUCCGGGUCCAGUAAGAAAGACGAAUCUGGUGGUGGUGGGGGAAUUGAAAUCGAUGGAGAAAAGAUCGACGGUCGUGCAGGCCCCCGCUCGGAAGCAGUGGUGCUGAUGAAGAGUUUAGAUCACACAAGUGCGUUGGUCGAGCAAUACAAGGGUUUGUUGGGGAGAAGGAAUAGAGCGAGGAUAGCGAUUGCAAGGAAGAUGGGUUGGGAUGGAUUGGCGAUGCAACCUGUGCCGGAUAUUGAUCGGUUAUUGGCGAUAAAGGUUCAGGAGUGGUGGGCGAGUCAUGGCGAUGAGGAUCGGGAGGAGGAUGAGGAGGAGGAGGAUAGGUUUGGUGCCGCCGGUGGUGGUGGUGGUAAUGACGACGAUGAGGGUGGUGAGGAAGAAGAGGAGGUGGCGGUGGAGGAGAGUAAGAAGAAGUCCCCUGCAAAAGGAGGAGCGGGGAAGAAGGGUGGUGGACAGGGGAGGAAAAAGAAGUCUAUCAAAUCGGAGUCGAUGGAAGAUUGA